Molecule: messenger RNA, 3942 nt
Organism: Metarhizium brunneum ARSEF 3297
Lineage: Eukaryota; Fungi; Ascomycota; Sordariomycetes; Hypocreales; Clavicipitaceae
Product: Anucleate primary sterigmata protein A
Biological process (GO): maintenance of protein location in cell cortex; microtubule cytoskeleton organization
Cellular component (GO): mitochondrion; cell cortex
Molecular function (GO): tubulin binding; phospholipid binding
Source: RefSeq, a predicted model, not a curated record
AUGUCUACCGACCGUACAGACAAGAGAUCGUCCAGAGACGUAACGAAUGAUGAGACCAUUAGCAUUCUAGAUCCUCGAAGAUUUACCCCAACACUUCAUGCCAAUCUAGUCUCCGAGAUUCUUGCAUUGAGAAGGGACCAAGAUGAGAAGACCAAGCAAAUAGAGAGCUUGGAGAACGCACUCCAUUCGGUGAAGGAAGAGCAUGAACAACUACAAGAGAGCCUGACUACUUCCUCGAAAGAAAGCCGAUCUCUCAAACGACAACUUUCCCUUCUCGAGGGUGGAACAUCAUCCGCACUCGGAGAACUUGCUAAAGAAAGAGACGAAGCUGUUGACUCUAUUUCCGAGACAAAGAAGAGGCUAAAUUUGGCGCAAAAGAAGAUUCGUAGCCAGGAAGAUGAUUCUCUGCGGGUUCAUGAGCUCUGGGAACAGGAGAAGGAUGGCUGGGAGGAUGAACGCCGAAAGUAUGAACGAAAGUUACAUAUUGCUGAGAGUCGCCUGAAGGUGGUUCUCGACGAAGUUGCGGGGUAUCAAGCUAAUUUUGCGAACAAGACUCCAAACGGUGCUCUUCAUGAUCACGAGAGCGACGUGGAAGAAAGUGGCAAAGAAAAUGACGCUGUUAGCGUUAGGACUAUGAGCAUGACUAACAGUAUCCGACACUCUCUGAUGAGUGGCCCUAUACUGCAUCCCGGCAAUUCACUCGCCGACGAACUCACCUUCGAUGAUGACGAUCAGACAGAUGUCGAUGGUCGUGAGAGCGUCCUGUCUAUACGAACAAGUCCGAAACAUAUGCGAACCUUCAGUCGGGAUAGUGUGGCUGGUAGAUUACACCUCAGAAACCAUAGCAUUGAAAGCCUGAAGCGUACUGGGAGCGUGGCUCGGAGCAAACUCUUUAUGAACCCAUCGGUACUGGAAGCAUUGGAAGGCGAGGAUGAAGAAACCGAAUCGCAAACUUUUCAGACGGCAGUACCGGGAGGUGUAUCUUACAUUGACAGCGGCAUACAGUAUUCUCCGCCCCCUUCACCACCGGCUCUGCGAUUCAAAUCAUCAACUCCAGAUGCCCCUUCUCAGCGUGUCAAGACUCCCGAACAUGAGACGCCCAGUCGGGCAGAUACUGAAAUCGAGGCGAAUCAGCGCAAGAAAAGAGUGCAAGUCGUUCAGCCAUUGAUUAUUGAACAUCCAAAGCAUGACAACAAGAUGGUCUCCGCAGCUGCCCAGACCGUGGAGAUGCCGCUCAGCCCGCCUAAAACACCGCAGACACCGUUUCUUGAACUCGAACAUGUUCCUGUGUUGAUGGUCACAUCCUCAACUCAGACAGAAGAAGUACCUGCUGUCGCUUCCGACGUAGGCUUGACGCCACCAUCAAUAAGAGCAUCGUCUCUGCCACCGUUGGACAUUCCCACUAUCAACAUCCAGCCUCCGACGAGUCGGCCCACCACUCCGCGAGAGCCUCGUCUGCCACAGCACUUUAAACAUUUUGGUUGCCAAGUCAAUCUUUCAUCUACCCUUCCAACCAGUGAUGCUUCUAUGCAAACUGAAGGGAUUCAAGUUGACAAAAGAUUGGCCCUUCUGCCAGCUCAUUUGCAGCCUUCGUCCAUAUCCUCCCGACCGACAUCACCUAACGUAUUAAAGCCCAGAGUAGACAGUGACUUCACGCCGGUCCCGCCGCGAAACCCAAGGCGGUUGACAAAUAGUCAUGAUCGACCUGAGUUAGCGUCAUCCCCCGCCACUUCGCGAGGAGACGAUGAGGAGUUACAAGACAGUUACCUAAACCUGCAUGGCGACCAACCAUCGUUGGCUCAAAAAGGGGCUACUAGACAUAGCAACCGCAUUAGCAGCAUUUUUGCUGGCUUUGAUACUGCUAGUUCCGACGAAGGUGACGAAUUUGGAGAUCUGGAUGGCAGUGAUGCAGAGUACCGAACAGCUUUGUCUGCACCUAGACCACAGUCAAAUUCAACCAGGGCAACCAAGCGAGGAUCUUUUGGAACCGCCACUAUAUCGUCCGAACAGCAAAGACCCAAACCACUGACCAGAAAUCCAACCAAGCCUAUCGGCCCUGAGCCAUGUAAUUCAUUCGGCCUUGCUGAUAAAGAGAAUCAGCCGAAGGGUCAUGGUAGAAAGUUGAGUAGGGCUUAUGAGAAGCCCCAUCCAGCUCCAGCACCCAGUUCAUCCAAUCGUACCAGUGCUAUACGGAAGGCCGCCAUCAUACAGAGCGGGAUUGUUACCCAGCAAAGUCGCUCCAGAAGCCCUAGUCUCCCUGACGGCAAAUAUCCCCCGUUUCCUAUACCUAACCGGGCAAGUUCGCGAAGAUCACAAAUUGGUCUUUAUACGCCGAGUGAUGGCCAAAGUCCUACAAGGGGAGAAAUUUGGCACCGCAGAGGUAGCAGCCGUUCGUCUUAUCAGUCACACAGUAUACGCAAGGUUCGUUCCGCUGCUGCCUUACCGAGGGCUCAUCGAUACCGCAGGCACGGUAGUAGAUCUCCGCCACCCUUGUCUCCCUCAACUGAAGCACCGGAAAGUCCCGGCUUGCCGCCUCUGCCCCGAAACGAUAUAACCACUCCUCGUAAUGGACGCGACAGAGGCUUUUCCAGCUAUCGCAAACAUCGACACGACCUGUCGACCAACACGGACAACACGAAUAACACCGUGCCCACGACGGAUACCGGGUUUUCUCACACGACAGGCGUUGUUGACGCUAUAGCUCAAACCAUGGUGGGCGAGUGGAUGUUGAAGUAUGUUCGACGACGCAAAUCUUUCAGUGUUCCUGAAAACACAGGCAAGGACGACAGCAGCAACGAUCGGCACAAGAGAUGGGUGUGGCUAGCACCCUAUGAAAGAUCCAUUCUCUGGAGCAGCAAACAGCCUUCGUCGGGUAGCGCCUUGUUGGGCAAGACUGGCCGCAAGCUCACAAUCCAGUCAGUCCUGGAUGUCAAGGAUGAUAAUCCGGCCCCUAGAGUCAUGCCCACUGUUUUCAACCGAUCGAUUCUAAUUUUGACUCCACAAAGAGCCUUGAAAUUUACGGCAUCAUCAGCUGAGAGACAUUACCUUUGGCUCACGGCGCUGUCGUUCCUGGCUCACUCAUCCCAAGCCGUUCCUGAGAUCAUCUCAGCUCCCCAUACGAAUACCAAAGAGCAGCAGCACCAGCCGUUGCCUGAAUUUGAAGCACCACAGCCAAAGCAUAAAAGAAGCGGCAUACGAGACUCCAUUAGGCUCGCCAAAGGCAGAACGGCCACCAAGAUUAGUGUUCCUGGUGUACCUAGCAUUCCCAGUGUUCCAACAUCUCGAAGGAGCGAGGCUACAGGAUUUCGUUUGCAGGAUUCUUCAUCAGCAGUUUCUGGAGGACAUAGCCGUGAGCAGUCUGGAGAAGCGGCAGAGCCACCGUUCAUCCCUCGAUUUUCAGAGCGGACUGUUCACUCUGUGGCAACCCAUGGCCGCAAGCGAAGUAACACUGGAGGGCAUGUCGCGCCUCCACUCUCCUUUAGAGGAUUUUCUGGACCGGCAGGGACCGGCAGCGGACCUCACCACUCAGGCCAGAGCACGGCAAAUGGAAGUGUCGACACGACGAUGUCAUCUGAAGUUUAUCAAAGCCAAGCUUCUACCAACACGACUUGGAACAUGAGUCAAACAGCAUCAUCACAGCGUACGUCUGAGGCGUCAUCUCGCCCUAGCAACUUUUUUGAUGCUAUUGGAACUGUGAGGAUGGAAGCAUUCAUUAGCCCAUUGGCCUACUCUCAGUAUACCGACUAUCCCGAUGAUCAAUGCGAAGAGUAUCGCAAGAAUUCCAGACGAAGGAGCAAGGAGAUUCGAAGGCGAAAUAGCCGCAAUCGACACCGAGACAGCUAUUCAUACAGAGCAGGAAGGAGUGAGGACUCUUACAGUAGAGGAAGAUUCCCAGUUGAAGAAGAUUACUUCCUCCGUGACGAUCCUUUCAAGGGAUUCUAG